GCAAGCCUUACCCCUGCGCGUCAAAUGGUAAAGCCCGGAUCUCAACCCGUCACGUUGACGCUGGCCAUUACAGUCGGCGGCCGCCAUUUUAAAUUUUAUAAAUUUGUUAUUAUUUUUAGGUGUUUUGUGUACAGUUUUUGUAAAUAUCUAGUUAAUAUUGGUUGGCUAUGGCAGAAGGUAAUGGUGAGGUACCGGAAGAACCAAUGAAAAUAGAACAGGACGUAGAACGCACCGAAGACUACCAGAAGCUGCUGGAAUAUGGGCUUGACGAGAAAGUUGCGGCUAAAUUGGACGAAAUCUACAAGACUGGCAAGUUAGCGCACGUCGAUCUGGACGAGAGGGCUCUCGAUGCCCUAAAGGAAUUCCCCGUGGACGGGGCGCUCAACGUCCUCGGUCAAUUCCUCGACUCUAACCUGGAGCACGUGUCCAACAAGUCAGCGUACCUAUGCGGUGUCAUGAAAACCUACAGGCAGAAGAGCAGAGCCGGAACCAGCGGCUCGGCGGGUGCGGCUACUCCCGCGCCGGCUCCCGUUAAAGGACCUGACGAGCUGAAGAUCAAACAGAUACUGGACCGGACGGGAUACGUCUUAGACGUCACUACCGGUCAGAGAAAAUACGGAGGACCUCCUCCAGGUUGGGAAGGUGCGCCGCCUGGUUCAGGAUGCGAGGUAUUUUGCGGUAAAAUUCCUAAAGACAUGUAUGAAGACGAGUUAAUACCUUUAUUCGAAGAUUGCGGCACCAUAUGGGACCUUAGAUUAAUGAUGGACCCGAUGACGGGUACCAAUAGGGGGUAUGCUUUCGUAACGUUUACGAAUCGAGAAGCUGCCCAAAUAGCCGUCCAAAAGUUGGAUAAUCAUGAAAUCAAACCUGGAAAGAAUCUGAAAAUUAACAUUAGCGUUCCAAAUCUACGUCUUUUCGUCGGGAACAUACCAAAGUCAAAAGGCAAAGAGGAGAUCUUGGAUGAAUUUGGUAAAUUAACAGCUGGUUUGAUGGAGGUGAUCAUCUACUCCUCGCCCGACGACAAGAAGAAGAACCGCGGCUUCUGCUUCCUGGAAUACGAAUCACAUAAGGCGGCGUCUCUAGCAAAAAGAAGAUUAGGAACGGGACGGAUCAAGGUGUGGGGAUGCGACAUUAUAGUCGACUGGGCCGAUCCCCAAGAAGAACCGGAUGAACAGACCAUGUCUAAGGUCAAGGUCCUCUACGUUAGGAAUCUUACGCAAGAAAUAACAGAAGAGAAACUUAAAGAAGAAUUCGAACAGUACGGCAAGGUGGAGAGGGUUAAGAAAAUUAAAGACUACGCUUUUAUACAUUUUGAAGAUAGGGACAAUGCCGUUAAGGCGAUGGAGUCGUUAGAUUCUAAAGAAUUGGGAGGAUCCAAUAUUGAAGUUUCACUAGCCAAACCUCCUUCAGAUAAAAAGAAAAAAGAAGAAAUUUUACGAGCUCGAGAAAGAAGAAUGAUGCAAAUGAUGCAAGUUAGGGGAGGAAUGAUGCCUGGAACGAUGCCCAUGAGGGGACCGCCCGGACAAGGAGGCCCCAGGGGAACAGGAGGAGGAACCAUGAGAUCGGCGCCGAUGGGACGGGGAGACUACGAUUACGAUUACGACUAUUACGGUUACGGGGACUAUAGAGGCGGCUACAGUGAUCCCUAUUACGAUGACUUUUACCGGUAUGAAGAUUACUAUUACGAUUAUCAGCCGGCCCAGACGCCAGCGAGAGGAAGGGGGGGUCGGCAAGCAGCACCGGAACUGGAUGAAGGAGUCACGUCAGGUGUUUACUACGAUGUUAGCAGUGGAACACAGGCUGGCCGUGGGCGUGGGGUGGUGGCACGUGGGCGGGCAGGUGGCCCCCCAGCCCGUGGGGCGGCAGCCAACAGAGCGGGCCGGGGAGGAGCAGCAGGGGCCCGUGGGGCGGCGCGCCAAGCCGCUCGUGGAGUGGGCCGCGCCAAGGCAAGUUUACCAGCAGGUAAGCGAAAGUUUGACGGGGGUCACCAGAACCAGGGGGAGACAAAGCGCCGAUACCAGAGCAACUGGGGGAGCCAGCCCCUUCCGCAACAGCCGCUGGGGGCGGACGUAAACGGUGAGCAGCAGGCAUGGUACCAGGACCCGUACGGAUCCUGGAGCUAAGUCAAGUGAAACGGACAUUGAAAGCCCACAGUGGGACUGAGUGUGAGUGGCCCUGCGUCAAAAGGAGGGCGAUAAACAAGGCCGGCGACGAGGCGCAUCCUCUAGUGCCUGCUAGUUGUGCGCGCCCAGCCCGACCAGCUGAUGGUGUCCCCAAUUCUACGUUAAUUAUUACCUAUUCUGCAUUCGUUUUUUUUUUCAAUUUACACACUGUAAGUUUUGACUUGUUAUUGGUACAUUCAAAAUUCAUUUGCUGUACGUUUGUUGUUUUGGAAUUUAAAUUUUUCAAUUAAAUUGAUUAAGUUACUGUCAUUAUGUUUUACUAUGUUGUUUUGACGUCGGAGAUUCUUAGAAUUUGUAGAUGAAUCAGUCCGGACGAUUUUUUUGUACACCCACCCGAUAAAAAAAGCAUUUGUUGACUUUCUAAAAAUCUUCGACGCAAAGGGCGUGGUGCGUUCCCCGUUCUGGCGACUACUACAAUCAAACUUCGGGACGCCGAUGCCUAAUCGUUGAUAGUCUUAUUUUUUUUAUAUAUAUAUUAAAAAAAUGGCUGAGCGGUUUGUUCCCCGUCUCAUGCUCUAUUUAAAUGUUUUCUUUUUUCUAUAUACUUGAGCGGUCUAAAUAUUUUCCACGGUGUCACAUCACUGCGUCAUUUGUUUCUCUUUAAAUCUUUUUUCAAACGAUUUGUUUUUAUUUUUAUAUAGUUUGGAAUAAUUCGUUAGUAACUGACAUGCAUGGGUUUGGCACUGAGGCACGUGAUGACAGUCCGUUGCUCCUUGUUUUUUAUCUUUUUAUUUGGAACAAUUGACUGUCUCUAAACUGGCAUAGAGGGAUUGUGCUCGGUUCAUGUUCAGGGAUACAGGACGCAUUGAAAGAGCGUUUGCUAGAUUUUAUAUGUUAAAAACUAAUUGUUUGAUUUUAAUCGAAAAAUAUUCAUUGUAUGGUUAGAAGCUGUUUCAGCACGUUCUGUAUCCUUAAAUCAAGAUCGUUACUCGUGGACCGAGUAAUUUUAUUACAUGUAUAAUAUAAUUAUAUAUUUUAUUCUUGGUAAUGCAUUUUUUGCAUUGUGAUGAUUGUAUUUUAGCAGUAAUUUAAGGAGUUCAAAGCAUAUACUUCUGUUUUCCGGCACAGCUAGUAAAACGUUUAUGAUGAAAAAAUAAUAUUAAUAGAGUCGUUUAAGGUAUAAAAGUUCCUAUUUUGGUCCUAUGUAGAUUUUCUUCAACGGAAGCGUCCUCUUUUAUCUCUAAUCUAGACUAGUCCAAUAAAUAAUACAGGAAAAGUCUUUAAACUUAACAAAAUUUCCAUCACUGAAUUUGAAAUAUGAAUUUUGAUGACUUUCUCAUAUUUUAAUAGUCAUAUGAAUGUGGUUGAGCGUUAACUGCCAUGACGACGGUGUUUUUAGGUAAAUAACACUCAUUAACCCUCAAUUUUUAAUGUAAACAACCGCCAUGGAUAUCUUAACCAAUUCCGACAAUGUAAGUUUCUCAUAUUUUGAAUCCAAGAAAUCCGUACUAUUUUUAUAUAAUAAAAUUAUUCCCCAAUCAUUUUUUCCCAAUUGUCAUUAUGGUACAUUCUUUAAAGUAGCACCUAGCUUUCUUUGGCUAUGUCUCAACCUUCUUAGUCUUUGUUAUUUUAUACAUGAUAUUCUUAUUUAGGCAAAAUGUUUGGACACUCUUUAAACUUUAUACAUCCCUUUAAUCAAGUCAAAUUUGACUGAUUCUCUUCAGAGCGAAUAAAUUUUUUUCUAUGCCUUCCUCAGACAACAAAAUUUGGUCUAAGGUUCAUCUUACACAGGCAAAAUGGUUGAAAGAAUGCUCCUAAACUUUAUACAUGCUUGAAAUAAGAUCACAUUUGACACAUAAAUAUCAUGGUUCGCUUUAUAGCGAACAAAUCUUUUGUUUUUCGCUGACUUUUUCUAUUUCCUACUCAGACAACAAAAUUCUUUACACUUUGUCUGUCUAGAGUUGUUGAUCCUUAUUCGGGCAAAUUGUUUGAAAGAAUGCUCAUAAACUUUAUAGAUCCUGCAAUAAGGUCAAAUUUGACAUACUUUUGUUUCUCUUCAUAGCGAAUUAAUCUUUGACCAUACUUAGUCUAUUGGCUGGCUUUUCCCAUGCCCUACUCAGACAAUAAAAUUCGUUAGAUGUUGAUUUGUUGAUCGAUACUACAGCAAAUUGAAAUAAUGCUCUUAUACUUUAUAGAUUUGAUACAUUCUUUAUACCGAAUAAAUCUUUGACCAUAUUUAGUCUAUUGGCUGGCUUUUUUCAUGCCCUACUCGGACAAUACAAUUCGUUAGAUGUUGAUUUGUUGAUCCAUACUACAGCAAAUUGUUUGAAAUAAUGCCCCAAAACUUUAUAGAUUUGCCUAAUGUUGAUCCUUACUAGGGCAAAAUGUUUGAAAGAGAGCUCUUAAACUCUUGCAAUAAGGUCAAAUUUGACACAUACUGUGGUUAUUCUUUAUGCCUUAUAAGUCUUUAUACUUAUUCUUUCGGCUGGCCUUUUCUAUGCCCUACUCCGGCAACAAAAUUCAUUAUAUUUUUGUUUGUCCAGGGUUGUCGUUUAUUCAGAAAAUCUAAUAAAUCUCAAAUUACACACAAAUGUGUUUUAAAAAAAAGUCAAAUCCAUGUCGAUUGUGCUUUGGUUUUACUCAGACAAACUUUGUUAGUAGACUUAAAAGUACAUUGAAUUGUUUUUUUGGUCUUUUCUGCUCUUAUCUUCACUUAGACAAAAUUCUAAUCUUUAAUCAGACAAAAUUCAUUAGAUUUCAUCUUGAGUGCUUUUUAUUCAGAAAAUCUUAAAAGAAAGUAAUUUUAAAAUGUCAUAGUACAUUGAAUUCUGGACUUUAGUUUGUCGUUUAUUCAGAAAAUCUUUAAGGAAGCGGUACUUUUGUCUGGGGUGUCCUUUACUCAAAAAUACCUUAAAUUAUUCAUACAUUCAAAAAGGUCAAACCUAAUAUGUAAAUUAUGAGAGUGAUAUGUCUCAAAUUUUGAUUUAGGAGGAAAAAUGCAGAAAUAUAAAAUGUUCAUGUGUUACGGCUUACGAUUAAAAUUUGACAGUAAGCUUAAGUAGGAAAAAAGGUCAUUUCCGUUGAGGUUGAUAAAAGCAAUAGAAUUUAAAUAAAAUUAGGCCAAAAUCGGUUCUUUCAUUUAAUGUUUUUUUUUAAGUUACGCAGGCUCCGCAGAGGAUUACAGCUAAGACACUCAUUUGCAAUCAUAGAUUUCGUUUAUGACAAUAUAUCACAUAUUUUUUUGUAUACUAAUAAGUUUUGGUUUUACAUCCCGUAUUUUUGUUUGCUUCAGCUUUUCUGGUAUUUGUCCCUGUCCGAUUUUUACAUAAUUAUAUAAGAAAAGUUUUCAUAUUAUUUUUUUGUUUCGAUUUUAGUGUGAAGUAGCUAAUCUUUCAAUAUUUGUACCAUAAACGCCUAAUAGUAACACGUUUUUGCAAUUUUAAUACCACACAAUAAGCCAUACUACUGUAUUAGAGUCCGAAAAAUGAUAAUAAUAACUAAUAAGACACUGUUAAAAAGUAUGUCGUCGCGCUCUACGAGAUUUCCGAACAUCAGGCGCAAAAUUACAUCUGGACUAAAAAAAAGUGGAACUCUCGUCGGGCGUGUACGGCUCUUUCGAUUGUGUUUGGAUAUCUUUGAGAUGCGUUUCAUGCAAUUUCAUACUUAUACUGUAUUUUAUUAUUGGUAUAAUUUUGGUCGAAGCCCCUUGCCUGCUUCAGACAUUUUGUUAUUUGUAUCAUCUAUCAAUUAUGAGAGGACUGAUGAUUUAUAAUGUCUCAAUAAACAGUUGUAUGUGUAUUACAAUUUUACUAA
Psylliodes chrysocephalus is the source of this 5936-nucleotide messenger RNA. Lineage: Eukaryota; Metazoa; Arthropoda; Insecta; Coleoptera; Chrysomelidae. The record is from the annotation of a GenBank genome assembly.